GCCACACCGGCCUCUGAUUGGCUGUUGCUGUGGAGACCCCCAAGUCUCACUAUCGUCGCUCCAUUCCGCUGGCCAAUCAGAGAAGCCGCUCUUCGCCCUGACGUCAGUCUCCUCUCCUGCUGGCCAAUCACGAUGUCCGAUGCUAGAGUACUUGACGCGCGAGGCCACUGCUCAGGUGCUACACUGCUCCAAGCUUGUGCUGAGUCAUCAGGCCCCAGCCCCGCGUCAUCCAUCAUGGAAGCCAACAGCACGGCGGACAUCUUGAGCUCGGCCUACCUGGCAGCUGAGUACGUGGACGCCUUCCUGCCAGGGAACCCCUUGCAGCCGUCGCUGAAGCACGCCUGGGCCUACAUGCUGGACAACUACACCAAGUUCCAGAUCGCCACCUGGGGCUCCCUGGUGGUGCACGAGUUCAUCUACUUCCUCUUCUGCCUUCCCGGCUUCCUCUUCCAGUUCAUGCCCUUCAUGCAGAAGUACAAGAUCCAGCAGGACAAACCAGAGACGUGGGAGAAACAGUGGAGAUGUUUCAAGAUGUUGCUCUUCAACCAUUUCUGCAUCCAGCUGCCUCUCAUCUGCGGCACGUACUACUUCACCGAAUUCUUCAACAUUCCCUACGACUGGGACUCCAUGCCACGCUGGCCGUACAUCCUGGCCCAGUGUUUUGGCUGUGCGGUGGUGGAAGACACGUGGCACUACUUCCUCCACCGGCUGCUCCACCACCGCAGGAUCUACAAGUACAUCCACAAAGUCCACCACGAGUUCACCGCGCCGUUCGGCAUGCAGGCGGAAUACGCCCACCCCGCCGAGACGCUCAUCCUCGGGGCCGGCUUCUUCAUCGGUAUCAUGAUCUUCUGCAACCACGUCUUCUUCCUGUGGGCCUGGGUGGCUUUCCGCCUGCUGGAGACCAUUGACGUGCACAGUGGGUACGACAUCCCAGUCAACCCGCUCCACCUGGUCCCGUUCUACGCCGGCGCCCGCUUCCACGACUUCCACCACAUGAACUUUGUGGGCAACUACGCCUCCACCUUCACGUGGUGGGACAAGCUGCUGAAGACUGACAGCCAGUACAACAAGUUUUUGCACAAGAAGGAGCAGUAAAAAAACACCAACACAGCAGUGGGGGAAAAAAAGAGCGUGUCAAGAAUCUGUUCUGCUGUGAAUCUGGAUGGAAGGUCUUCUGUAGGCAGCGGCAGACUCAAAUAAAACCCUCAAUAUUCUCCUUUUUUGCUACUUUGUUUGGUCUUUAUGUGAGGAACAAAGCAAACAAGAAACUGUAUAGACGGCUGUACACCUCUCCCUUUUUUAAUAGUCAAGCAUCAAUAAUCAGCCAACAAUCUUUUUAUAACCCCACUAACAUUUUUUUUGUGUGUUUUUAUGUUGGAAUAAAAC
Messenger RNA from Dunckerocampus dactyliophorus (ringed pipefish), 1389 nucleotides. RefSeq names its product methylsterol monooxygenase 1 (gene msmo1). Bases 133 to 1098 code for a protein of 321 amino acids. Gene Ontology annotation, biological process: sterol biosynthetic process. The transcript is spliced from 6 exons. Lineage: Eukaryota; Metazoa; Chordata; Actinopteri; Syngnathiformes; Syngnathidae. The record is from RefSeq and is a predicted model, not a curated record. Gene Ontology annotation, molecular function: iron ion binding; C-4 methylsterol oxidase activity.